Molecule: messenger RNA, 1089 nt
Organism: Prosopis cineraria
Lineage: Eukaryota; Viridiplantae; Streptophyta; Magnoliopsida; Fabales; Fabaceae
Product: copper transporter 1-like
Exons: 1
Coding region: 26-493 (155 amino acids)
Biological process (GO): intracellular copper ion homeostasis; copper ion transmembrane transport
Cellular component (GO): plasma membrane
Molecular function (GO): copper ion transmembrane transporter activity
Source: RefSeq, a predicted model, not a curated record
UACAUUACAACGUUGGAGAUAGAAAAUGAUUCUGAACGACGUCGCCGACGCUGUGCGGACGGAUGAUCCGUACAACUCCACAGUGGCGGCGAGACUUGGCCGACGGCGGAUUCCGAUACAUAAGACGUUAUAUUGGGGCCACAAAGCGUACGUGCUUUCUCCAUGCUGGCCUGGAGAUAAUGCUGCCAUGUAUGGUCUGGCUUUGGUGUUUGUCUUCGCCAUGGCUGUGUUAGUGGAGUGGCUUUCUUUUACGGACAUGGUGAAGUUGAAGCCAGGCAAGAACGACGACGUGGUUGCCGGAGUGCUCAGGACGGCGAUCUACGGCGUGCGAACUGGCCUCUCUUAUAUGGUCAUGCUGGCCGUCAUGUCGUUUAACGGUGGCGUGUUCAUCGUAGCCAUUGUCGGUCACGUCAUCGGGUUCAUAGUUUUCGGUACUCAGGCUAUUCGGAAGAAGAAGGCCGGAUCGGAUACUGACAAGACGUCCGAUUUGUAACGACUGAAGCAACUCAGAUAGAUCUGCAAAUGGAUUCCAUAGUAACAAUUUAAUUUCCUAAUUUUGUUUUUCUUUUUUUAUUAGUUUUUAUAUAAAAUAAAAGAUACUAUGAUAUCUUGAAGUUCUGACAGGGUUUGUAUUUUUUUUAAAUCAUUUUUCAAAAAAAUUUAAAAAAUAAAAAUGUGUCAUUAUGAUAUUCUUUCUUAAAAAAUCAUAAAAAAAAUAUAAAAUUAUAUCAUUCCGAACUUUAAAAUAUCAAAAUGUCUUACUUUUUAUAUAAAAAAUCAAUAAUCUAAAAAAGAAGAAAAAUAAAAUAAAAAAGUUGUAACAUUAUCAAAGAUGUUAGAUAGUAAAGAGUAUUUGAAACCAUAGCCCCUGGCAUGUAUCAUUUUGUUGUUGAAUUUGCCUCUAAGGAACGAUUUGUUGUUUUAAUUAGUUUUGCUCUGAAUUGCGAGGGAGAAGACAGGGGAUCAAGGCAGCCAUAGCCCCCUAAUUUUUUAAUUUUUAACUUUUUUAAUAAAAUAUAAGGGUUAUAUGUUAUUAGAGGUCUCUAAGUAGACAUAUUAUAAAUGCAUGGAAACACUAUAUAAAGCUCU